Ruditapes philippinarum (Manila clam) is the source of this 2062-nucleotide messenger RNA. RefSeq lists its product as uncharacterized. Lineage: Eukaryota; Metazoa; Mollusca; Bivalvia; Venerida; Veneridae. The record is from RefSeq and is a predicted model, not a curated record. The coding region runs from base 556 to 1836 and encodes 426 amino acids. The transcript has 8 exons.
AAAUUCUAAAUGUUGAAUCAUUUAAUACAAAUUUCGAAAUUUCAAAUUAGUUUGAUAUUUAAUUAGUCGAUUACGUGAAAUAUUUUGCAUGUCAAAAAUUUUCUCGUAAGAAAUCGAGUUGGUAUUGCAAAUGCAUACUGCACAGAACGUACAUGUUAUUAUUAGAUAGUGCUCAGACGGUGUUAUUAUUUAUUUCGUUUUCAAGAUAAAUAUUUUCCGGCGUUUUCUUGUUUAAAUCUGCAGGAGUUUUACAACGGUGACAGUUCUCUCGCGACUCCAAAAAUCUGUAUCACUUAUGGGAGUGUGUUAUUAUUAAUCACGAGUGGGGAAAAAGCGUUUUUUAUGGUCAAUUAUUCAUAGCUGAUUAGCCUUUCCCUCAUAAGAAACAAAAAUAAGCGUCAUUUGAACGGUCAAAUGAUUUAGUACGUGUAAAUAAUAUGGAUGUUCCCAGCGUGUGUAUUGAUACAUUCAUUACAAGAACGCUGAAACGUAACAAAGGAAGUGACUGAAACUUACAUCAUAAAUUGCCGUUUUUUGACUUCUGCUGUAACAAACAUGUCGUCUGCUGGGACUAGAUGUUCAUCAAUGUUUGGAAUUAUUAUAUUCAUAUUAUUUUUUGUUGGCAGUUAUGCUGAUAUAAGCUUUGUAUUGUCUCGGAACGAGGGAACAUGGCAGCAGGCAUCAACUUCUUGUAAAAGUAUACGUGGUUCCCUCGCCAUAUUAGACAAUGUUCAAUUACAACAAGCUUUUGACAGAGAUAUUCAACCAGCCCCGGGGGAGAGCGUCUGGGUAGGACGCUAUAUCGGCUAUUCACAAACGGUAACCAUAGAUGGUUGCUAUAGAAACAUGAGUCUCGUCGUUAAAAGAAGCAAAAUAUUGGUGAAUAAUUAUUUAGUCACGUGCCUACGAGAAUGUCAGGAUACUGCGUACAUAGGUUUGCAGGGCCAGUUUUGUUACUGCGUUGACAACAUUCCGCAACAAGCGGUUUCAGUGCCAGGUGUCUAUUGCAGACGACCGUGUCCCGGUGAAACCUUGGAUAAUUCCGGGUCACAAAUGUCCUGGUGCGGAAGUCAAGAACCCCAGUUUAAUACGGUUUCAAUGUAUAGAAGAUUGAAACCAGGAGAAAUUCAACUGGAUAUGAAUGCCCCUAAUCAAGGAGAAUGCAUUGCAUACAAUGCCAAGGCAGACAAAUGGCUUCCACUAGAUUGCAAUCAGCCGAAGUUGUUCACAUGCGAUAGGUUGCAAUGCACCGCACCCCCAAACAUGUGUGUUCUAGAAAGUAAUGCGCUGAACACGUGGUACCAGGCACGCAUACAAUGCGAAGGAACUACCAGUCGUUUAGCGACCGUGAAUCGGACAACCAACAAUUACUUCAAACAGAAAGUUAUGUUUAACGAUCCAGUUUACUGGACCGCUUUUCAUAGAAAACAAGUUAUCGUUUGGAGUUAUGACUCCAGUCCCAAAGACAUUGAACAAUCAGACAGAUGUUUCGCAGCUAUAAAACAAAAUGGUAAAUGGCAACUAGUUGUUGAUUGGUGCAAAAAGGCACACAAGUACGCAUGCGUACAAGAAAAACAAUCUACGCCUUCACCAACAACCCCGAUGUCGACCAUAUCGCCACAACAAACCACGCCGAGGGUAACACGACCGGCUACACAGCCUACAUCUGCGGGAUCAACAUCUGAAACUCUCCCAACUGUCGAUCCAUUUGCCACGCCUCUCAGUGUAACGGCAUCUGCAGGAAACAAUUUCAUGCGGCUAACGAAUUUAAUGUCUAUUGUUGUUGUACAGUUUGUUGCAUUUUAUCUAAAUAUUCGUUAUUUCAACAUAUUUUGAUCCAUUAAACUUUUAUGUCUCAUCUCUUUAGAAGCAAAAUAUGACCAGUUGUGUAUUAUAUGAUAAUUUAUUUUUGUUAAUAGAUCUACAUGUACUUAUAUCUAAUAUAAACAUUGUGUACAUGACUAUUGUAUGUGUGUAAAUGUUGACAAAUGUAUAUAAAAUAUGUAUAUAUUGUGCUAUAUGAUCUGUGUUAGAUUGCAGAUUUCUUGUGUGUCAAAAUAAA